Molecule: messenger RNA, 1323 nt
Organism: Epithele typhae
Lineage: Eukaryota; Fungi; Basidiomycota; Agaricomycetes; Polyporales; Epitheliaceae
Product: FAD/NAD-P-binding domain-containing protein
Exons: 7
Biological process (GO): secondary metabolite biosynthetic process
Molecular function (GO): FAD binding
Source: RefSeq, a predicted model, not a curated record
GGUGCGGGCCUGGGCGGCCUACUUAUGGCCUUGGUCAUCCAAAAGGACUGCCCAGAUGUUGAGGUCACUAUCUACGAGUCCCACGCGGAGCUCACUGAAGUCGGUGCCGGGAUCGGUGUCUGGCCCCGAGUCUGGGAAAUUCUUAAAUAUGUCGGCUUGGAGGACACCCUCCGUCAGGCCACUGGAAGCACGGACCCCAAUGAAGCCAGAAUGUCGAUGACCAUGGCCAAAGCAGACGAGCCAAGCAUGAUAGACUUCCAUCAGUUUGCGCCCACCAUAUACACUUUCCAGCGCUCCAUGCUCCAGAAGCUGCUUGCCGGCCACCUCCGCGACCCAGGCAACGUCCUGCAGUUCUCGAAGCGCCUGGACACGUAUACCGAGCCUGCCGACGGAACGACGGGCCCCGUCAUUCUGCAGUUCAGGGACGGUACCUCCGCGUCGUGCGAUCUGCUCGUCGGCAGCGACGGGAUCCGGUCGACGGUGCGCCGCGUCAUGUACACCAGGCUUGCGGACGCCGAGGCCGGAGAGAAGGCGGAGGUGCUUCGCUCGAUGAUCGAGCCAGUCUGGUCGGGCUGGGUUGCCCACCGCGGUCUCAUCCCCACCGCCAUGUUGUCACAAGAGGCUCUGGCGAAGAUGAACCGGCCGCUCAUCGUGAGUACAUCUCUCGUAGGAAAGGACAAGCUGAUCAUCAACUACCCCAUCGCUAACGGGACUCUGAUCAACGUCGCCGCCUUCGUCGGGAAGCAGGUUGGCGAAGACGCCGUUUACCACGGACCGUGGGUGGCGCCCGAAACGGCCGAGGAGGUUGCGAGCAACUUCGAAGGCUGGGACCCGAUUGUGCAGAACCAGCUGAAGUGCAUCCAGAAGCCUAACCUGUGGGCAAUCCACACCACACGCGUCUUGCCUACCUACGUGAGGGGCCAGGUUGCCCUCAUUGGGGAUGCGGCCCACGGUAUGACUACCUUCCAGGCGUCGGGAGCCGGUCAAGCGAUGGAAGACGGCUUCAUCCUUUCUGCGAUCCUCAGUCAGAAGGCCGUCACGGCCGAGACGCUUCCGGGGGCCCUCAGGAUAUACGACGAGAUACGCCGGCCGUUCUCCCAGGACGUCAAGGAAAAGUCGCGUCUCAACGGCGGGAGCUCUCAUCUGUGGAGGCACGGGUGGGAGAAUGUGACCGCCGAGCAGAGUGCCAGGGGCGAGUACCCCAGGGAGUUGCUUAAGGUUGUGGGCACGGAGUCAGAGCAGUCGAUGAGCUGGACGAUCCACGGCAGCAUCAUGCAAGACCGCGACACGGUUCUGCAAAUGGCCGGCGAGUUGGGACAGUAG